This is a messenger RNA of Oncorhynchus gorbuscha (pink salmon), 6662 nucleotides long. Its product is annotated as forkhead box protein P2-like. Gene Ontology annotation, cellular component: nucleus. Gene Ontology annotation, biological process: regulation of transcription by RNA polymerase II. Lineage: Eukaryota; Metazoa; Chordata; Actinopteri; Salmoniformes; Salmonidae. The transcript is spliced from 20 exons. The record is from RefSeq and is a predicted model, not a curated record. Gene Ontology annotation, molecular function: DNA-binding transcription repressor activity, RNA polymerase II-specific; RNA polymerase II cis-regulatory region sequence-specific DNA binding. The coding region runs from base 544 to 2913 and encodes 789 amino acids.
CUCCGGGUAAGUGCCUCCCCUGGGGCUGUAUUGUAAUAAGAUAGUCCAAAAUAGUUCGUGGAAUACAUCUCGAUGUAUUGAAUCGCAUUGCGAAAACAAGCUACUUCUUCGCAUUGCGCGUCAUGCGAGAGUAUUCAAACCGGACUCGGUGUACUGCCUUUUCUGUUACAUUAGUAAUAACAGCAGCAUUGACUGGAGACAGCAGGAGUGCAAGACAACGCUUGUAUGAGUGCAGCGCCAACGGAGGAAUAUUUGAGUUUUUAUUUACUCUACGGCUUGUUGUUCAUUUUUUUUUCUGCUUUAUGGUUACUUGUACAGUCACGUGUGAAGAUUUCUUGAAGCUGAAAGAACACCAACUUCUUCUCACGUGGUGGCUCUUGUUUUCCUGGAGGAAAUAAACCUGCGUUUUGACAUCUCUGGACUGGAUUCCUUCCCCUCCUGAGACAGACGGACAACAAACACACGUUUUCACCCUCGGGGAUGAAAUAUGCAACGGAUGUAAGAAGGGCCGCCACGUUCUGAAGUCCAAAGUGGUUUUAAGUCAUGAUGCAGGAGUCGGCCACAGAGACAAUAAGCAACAGUUCAAUGAGUCAAAAUGGAAUGAGCAGCCUGAGCAGCCUAUGCAGCCAAUUAGAUGCUGGCAGUAGAGAUGGAAGAUCAAGCGGUGACACGAGCAGCGAAGUAAGCACAGUCGGGCUGCUGCAUCUCCAACAACAGCAGGCCCUACAAGCAGCGAGACAAUUACUCUUACAACAGCCAGGCAGUGGCCUGAAAUCUCCAAAGAACAAGGACAAACAGCGUCCACUGCAGGUGCCAGUGUCGGUGGCCAUGAUGAGUCCCCAGGUGAUCACCCCCCAGCAGAUGCAGCAGAUCCUCCAGCAGCAGGUCCUAUCCCCUCAGCAGCUCCAGGCCCUGCUCCAACAGCAGCAGGCUGUGAUGCUGCAGCAGUACUGUGCGAGGCCAUUUAAAGUCCAUAUGGAGAAGACAUGGCGGGAGAGCGAGACUACACAACAUCUGCAGGAGUUUUAUAAGAAGCAACAGGAGCAGCUACACCUGCAGCUUUUACAACAGCAGCAUCCUGGAAAGCAAGUAAAAGAGCAACAGCAGCAGCAGCAGCAGCAGCAGCAUCAGCAGCAGCUUGCCACCCAGCAGCUCGUCUUCCGGCAGCAACUCCUCCAGAUGCAACAGCUCCAGCAGCAGCAGCACCUGCUCAACAUGCAGCGCCAGGGCCUGCUCUCCCUGCCCCCAGCCCCAGGACAGGCAGCCCUCCCCGGGCAGACCAUGCCACCAGCUGGACUGAGCCCAGCGGAUCUCCAACAGUUGUGGAAGGACGUGACCGGCGGCCACAACAUGGAGGACAACGACAUCAAACACGGCGUCGGCGGCCUGGACCUGACCACUACCAACUCCUCCUCGACUAACUCCUCCACCCCUUCUAAAGCGUCACCCCCCAUCUCCCACCACUCCAUCGCCAACGGCCAGUCUCCCGCACUCAAUUCCAGAAGGGAGAGGGAGCGAGAGAGGGAGCGGGAACGGGAGAGGUACGGAAACUCAUUACACGAUGAAAGCGGAGCCUCCCACUCCCUCUAUGGUCACGGGGUGUGCAAGUGGCCCGGCUGCGAGAGCGUCUGUGAGGACUUCGGACAGUUUUUGAAGCACCUUAACACUGAGCACGCUCUAGACGACAGGAGCACGGCCCAGUGUCGAGUCCAGAUGCAGGUGGUACAGCAGCUAGAGAUACAGCUUUCUAAAGAACGUGAGCAUCUUCAGGCGAUGAUGGCCCACUUGCACAUGCGGCCCUCGGAGCCCAAGCCAUCUCCAAAACCUCUGAACUUGGUAUCGAGCGUCACCAUGUCGAAGAACCUGCCGUCGGUGUCCCCUCCGAACGUACCUCAGACCCCCACCACGCCCAGCGCCCCCGUGACGCCCAUGUCCCAGGUGCCCCAGGUGCCCUCCCUGCUCAGCGCCGCCAACGUCCCCAGCAUGGGUGCCAUGCGCAGACGUCACUCCGACAAAUACUCCAUGCAACUGUCUUCAGGUGGUGACACAGUAUUUAUUUUUCCAGAGAUCGCCCCAAACUAUGAGUUUUAUAAGAAUGCCGAUGUCAGACCGCCAUUUACUUAUGCAACCCUCAUAAGGCAGGGUAUCAUGGAGUCCGGCGACAUGCAGUUAACGCUUAAUGAAAUCUACAGCUGGUUCACCCGCACGUUCGCUUACUUCAGACGCAACGCAGCUACUUGGAAGAACGCCGUUCGCCACAACCUCAGUCUGCACAAGUGCUUUGUGCGCGUGGAGAACGUGAAGGGGGCCGUGUGGACGGUAGAUGAGAUGGAGUACCAGAAACGCAGGUCUCAGAAGAUAACAGGGUGUAGAAGCCCGACGCUUGUGAAGAACCUUCCCUCCAGCCUGGGCUACGGAGCUGCUUUAAACGCCAGCUUACAGGCGGCGCUGGCUGAGACCUCCCUGCCUCUGCUGGGGAACCCUGGUCUGAUGAACAGCAGUUCGUCUGGUUUGAUGGGAGGCAGUCCUCAUGGUUUAAUGGGCGGGAGCCCCCCUGGUAUGCUCGGCGGUAGCCCCCAUGGAUUGAUGGGUGGUAGCCCACAUGGAUUCAUGGGCGGGAGCCCCCAUGGGUUGAUGGGUGGCAGCCCCCCAGGAAUGAUGGGUAGCAGCCCCCCCAGCCUGCUCCAGUCCGACUUGAACGGAUCGCUGGAUCACCUGGACACCAACGGCCACAGCAGCCCCGGAGGAUACUCCCCACAGGCACACAUGUCAGCGAUCCACGUCAAGGAGGAGCCGUUGAACAUGGACGACAAUGACUGUCCGAUGUCGCUGGUGACGACCGCCAACCACAGCCCAGAGCUGGACGACGACCGGGAGCUGGAGGAGGGCAACCUAUCAGAUGACCUGGAGUGACUACUGGAGUCCCUCCCACUACUACAGGCCCCUCCCUCCACCUCCGUCACACUGUCCUCCUGCCUGUUUCCUCACAGGCUGCCCUCCUAGAACCUGCUAAUACCAGAACCACUCCUCACCCAGAACCAAACAGAUCAGACCACAGCUGACUCUCCUCCCUCCCGACCCGCGGACUGGAGUAUUUAUUGAGCAUGCAUCCGGAAGACGAGGCCCAAAGGAACUCUUUGUUGCAGCCCUUUGGGAUCCCUGACUGAACAUGACAGGCAUGAGAUGUCUGGUUUUUAAAACGACUUUCAGACCUGUUUCAUGAAGAUGGCUUGGCCACUACAUACACACCGACAAACACAGAGGCUCAUGGACGGAAAAGGACAAAAACACGAGUCUAGAAACCCGUUCUGUAGAAAGCUAACGGCCUCUUAUAUACUGCCAAAAAAAGAUGUUGAAUUUUGUGAAUAUCAAAAACCCUCACAGUAGUUGUUGAUGUUAGAAACAAUUGCUGGUUCAAUUCAAACGUUGUUGCUCUGUCCAUCAUUUGCACAGGAGUAGUAUCAGAAAUUAGUGUCACUGCCUGUAUGUUGCUUAAAAAAAAACACAAAAAAAUGUAUUUUCUUUUCUUUUUGCGUUCUACUUUUUGUAUUUUGAUUUCUGGCACCACCAACUGUAAAUGCCAUUUCCUAUUUCCCAACAGUAACAGAAGCACGGUAUCAAGACUGGUGCAGCUGUCAAAAAAGUAAGCUUCCAGUCUGUAUCUGUUUGUGAUGAAAAGUAAUUCACGUGACAUUAAGUUUGAAAAACGUACCUGUUUGUGUAAGCACCAACCAACACGGGGACAGAAAUGCAUUUCUGCAUAUUCUUCUGCUGUUCUCUUUUACCUCCUUGUUCUAAAGCUUUGUCUACCUGCAAACAGUCACAGGCAACAGCUAGAAACCAAAGCCAACACUAUCAAUGGCCAAUAGCUUAGACAGAAGCCACCAGACUCUUUGGUCAGCCUUCUGUGACUUUAACUAGUACAAAGAGACGCUUUCCACAAACUACCUUCUAAGUAACCUCUGGGAUCGUUUCAUUUAGCCCUGUACAAAGAUGAUUCAAGAACAAAAAAUAAAAGAUUUUGAUGUGUAAUUUGAUAACUCGUAGUGUCCACUUGGGUUUUAGGGCGAGAGAGCAGUAUCUACCGGGACCAGAGCGAGGAGAGGAGAUGUGAUAUGUAACUACAAGCUAUGUGAUAGGUAGGGACUGGUAGAAAAGCAGCUGUACUGCAAACGUGGAUCAAUGACCAAAACAAACAUUUGUGUGUUCAAUGGAAGUGCAGAAAAUUGUGUUGUUGUGAAGAUUGUGUUUUUGGGGGAUUUCUUUGGUUUUGUUUUAGAUUUUCCGUCACCCAUCAGGUCAUAGUUUUUUUUUCUUCGAAUCGAGUGAAUAUGUCAUGUCUUAUUUCCACGCGGUUUGUUUUGAGCCGCGUUUAAAACCGAAACUGAAAACAUAGUAACCAAACAUUUAAAAUAUCUACUAAAGCCAAAUAAGUCAUAGUUUCAAAGUUGAUAUGAAAUGGUGUGGCUUGGUUAUCACGUAAAAGCAAAUAAUACAGCCAUUGUAGAAGCGGGAUAUCAAAGGUGAAAAGAAACAUUUUCUAGGUGAUAUUUGCUUUAUUCAAUGGUUUAAAUAAUUCAUCACUUAAUUCAUAGCUUCUUAACUACAUAGAUACAGUCAGUGGUAGCGUAGGAGAAGCUAUCUUUAACUGCACUGAAUUCUGUAUAGGGUAGGCAACUUGUAUAUCACAUUUGAGAUUCUAGUGGCAGGAACAGAACUUAGUGAUUGUCUAAAAAAAUAUAUAUUUCAUUUCUCUCAGCUAAAUGACAUCUAGAAAAGUGGAUGCUGUUGCUUUAAUGGUCAUUUCUGUUUUCAGUCAAACCAAAGUUACACAAAAUUCUGCCUCUGGUUAUGGGAUACUUAUGUUAUACUCUAGAAAUGACACACACAAACGCUUUCAAAGGCUCACACACACAAACGCUUUCAAAGGCUCACACACACACACACACACACACACACACACACACACACACACACACACACACACACACACACACACACACACACACACACACACACACACACACACACACACACACACACACACAGUCCUGUGUUUUCGCUCUGCCAGCUUUCCUGGUCCUUGUCUUGGUAGCUUUCAGAUGCAGAAUAACAGAUACUCUGAAAUAACUGACUGAGUCAUGUUGUAUUUAAACUGUCAGUGUGUGUCUGCUUUGUCCGUGUGUCUGGAAACAUACUCUGCAUAUGUUGUUUUCAAGUGUUGUGCCAAGCCCAAAAAAAGUUGGCUGCUAGAGCUUAGCGCACUACUACAUAGAUAACCAAACACACGUUACACACACACACACACACACACACACACACUCAUGCCAGUUCCACUUCAAGAGGGUGCUGGGCCCAGGAACAAAGCUUCUCCCUUAUGUACUUUGACGGAGUCAGCAAGAAAAUGACUUGAAGACGACGUUCAUAAUAAUCUUAUCACACCAAAUAUAAAGGACACGGCGUCUUUCAACAACAACAAAAAAGGAUUCUCCCACUUAACCCCAAAAAACGAAGGCUUUCUAUAACAAAAAAAGGUUCUACCUCUGCACAACCAAUUCAGAACAAUUAAAUGGCAGAUUGCACGUCGAGUUAUUAGAGAGCCACAAGAGCUGUUACACUUUACUCAAAUGGUCACGGCGCGACGGACAGUUUACAUUCCCGACGUCAGACACGGAAGAAGAUUAGUAAUUGUCAUAGGUUGUCCUCAAACAUUUGUAGAAUGAUCAUGUAAAAAAUACCUUUAAAAGGAAUAUUGUGUUUUAAAAUGCAUGUCUAAAAUCAUUUGGUUGGACUGGAAAACAAUCAUUAAUAAAUACAAAUAAUGUAAGAAAUACAGAUGAUCGGGAUGUUGACCUAAUGCAUCAGAAUGCACACCUCGGCUAUGCUGUUUGGGAAGGAAGAAACUGCCGGCCACAGAAUGCAUAUUACCUGUAGAUUUUGCAUGGGUUUUGUAAAAAUAAAAAUGUCUAAAAUAGUUGCUUGCACAUAAUACCAGAAAGAUCUCCAGAACUGCAAUCUGCUCCUCCACUAGAUUUUAGGAUUUGUCUGGAUUUUCUGGGAUGAUUUUGUCUGUAUUUUGAUAACUGUGCAUACUAAUGUAAAAAUGUUGGUGGACCCAUAAAAUUGACCAGACUUUUUUCUAAGCGGGGGAGAAAAAAGAAGAAUCAGUGUUUCUUUUCUGAAUUUCAUGAUUUUUUUUGUACCUCUCUCUCAGUGCUCGCUAAGAAUAGCAAACCUGCAUUUUUUUCCGCAUCAGCUUUGCGUAGCUGUAAGGCUUAACCUAAUGUGUGUAUUUAUUGCUUGUACCUCUGUGCAUACUUUAUGAAGCAUUAUGCCAGGCAGUUGAGUCCUGUAUACUUUCUACUACUAUCAUUCUCUAAUAAUUGGGAAUGUGACCCCCCCCCUCUAUGUAUACAGUAAAUUGGGACUGUAGCAAACUCAUGUUUAUGUAAUUGGUGAAUACAUUUUAUGUUUUUUGUUUGAUUCCUUUAUGGUCGAGCUCAUUUUUGAUACUUUCAUUACCGUGUACUGUGUCCAAUGCGAUAAAAGAUUCUCGGACAUUAGAAAGUCAUGGUUGAGAAUUGUAACAGCCGUUAUUCUUUUCUGUAUUCAUGGCUUUUCACUGCUGACUAAAAUAAAGGACCAAAACUAGGAUUUGAAAA